Messenger RNA from Menidia menidia (Atlantic silverside), 3950 nucleotides. The record is from the annotation of a GenBank genome assembly. Lineage: Eukaryota; Metazoa; Chordata; Actinopteri; Atheriniformes; Atherinopsidae.
CACCUCUACACUGUGGAGCAAAAUGACGCGGAGGAGCUGGUGGCCAGGGCGGCCCGGAACAUCGAACAGCUGCUGCGGAAGAGGUCUGCUGCCUUGGAGAAAUUGGCCUCAGCUGCUGAAGUGUUCCAGAUGGAGCAUGGGUGGAAAGAUGAGUUUGAGGAUGAUGAAAUUGCCUACUACAAUGCAAAGGACAAUCUGGAUGCAAAUGAGACCGAGGGAAGAAAAUGUAGGAUUCGACCAGACUUUAAAGAGGACCUGCUAUUUAAACGUUUGACUGAUCACAACCACACAGCUGUCCACAUCCCCACUGACAUCUAUGAUGGCUCUACAAUUGUGCUGAAUGAGCUUAACUGGACAAAGGCGUUGGAGGAUGUCUUCAAGAAGAAUAGAGAGGAUGAUCCGACCCUGCUCUGGCAGAUUUUUGGAAGUGCUACAGGCCUGGCUCGUUACUACCCAGCUUCUCCAUGGAUGGAUGCUCGUAAGACUCCCAGUAAAAUUGAUCUCUAUGAUGUCCGCAGGAGGCCGUGGUACAUUCAAGGAGCUGCCUCACCCAAAGAUAUGCUUAUCCUUGUAGAUGCGAGUGGUAGUGUGUCUGGUUUAACUCUCAAGCUGAUCAGGACAUCUGUCAGUGAGAUGCUGGAAACUCUGUCUGAUGAUGACUACGUCAAUGUUGUUUAUUUUAACACCAGGGUGAAGAAGACGGCAUGUUUUGACCAUCUGGUACAGGCCAAUGUGAGAAAUAAAAAGCUGCUGCAAGAUGCUGUGCAGAACAUCACAGCCAAAGGAAUUACAAACUACACAAAAGGAUUCGAGUUUGCUUUUGAGCAGCUCUCUGCGACAAAUGUGAGCAGGGCAAACUGCAACAAGAUCAUCAUGCUGUUCACUGAUGGAGGAGAGGAAAGAGCACAGUCCAUACUGGAGAAAUACAAUGCUGACAAAAAGGUCAGAAUCUUCACUUUCUCUGUGGGGCAACACAACUAUGAUAAAGGACCCAUUCAGUGGAUGGCCUGCUCCAACAAAGGUGUUUUACAUCAGAGUUAUUUUUAUGAGAUUCCCUCCAUUGGAGCCAUCAGAAUAAACACACAGGAGUACCUAGAUGUUUUGGGAAGACCUAUGGUUCUGGCAGACAAACAGGCCAAACAAGUCCAGUGGACCAAUGUAUACCUCGACGCUUUGGAGCUGGGUCUGGUCAUAACUGGAACGCUGCCUGUUUUCAACAGAACAAAGACCAUUGAUGACAGGAAUGGUGAGCACCAGAAUCAGUUGAUUCUGGGUGUUAUGGGAAUUGACGUGUCUCUUGAUGACAUCAAGAAGCUCACACCACGCUUUACAAUUGGUCCUAAUGGAUACUACUUUGCCAUCGACCCCAAUGGAUAUGUGCUGUUGCACCCCAAUCUACAGCCAAAGAAUCCUAAAUUCCAGGAGCCCGUUACCUUGGAUUUCCUCGAUGCGGAACUGGAGAAUGACAUUAAAGUGGAGAUUAGAACAAACAUGAUUGAUGGUGAGAUAGGUGAACGCACCAUUCACACUUUGGUGAAAACUCAAGAUGAGAGAUACAUAGAUAGAGGAAUCAGGACCUACACGUGGGCACCAGUCAAUGGAACAGAUUACAGCCUGGCACUUGUUUUGCCAAAAUAUAGCGAGCACUUCAUUCAGGCUAAGCUGGGGGAGGAUAUAAAACAAGUGACAUGUGACUUCUCCCUGGGGCAAGUACUCUCUGUUUUCUAUCGCAAUGUUUCCCUUGUGAAUCGACUGAUCCUGGAUGCAGGUCUGACAGCUGAACUGGUUAAACUUUGGAAAGAGGAGACAGUUGCUGGAGAAGAGUGGACUGAGAAUCCUGAGACGUACGAGUCGAGCUUCUACAAGAGGACCUUGGAUAAUGAAAUAUAUAUAUUCACAGCUCCAUCUUUCAACACAGAGGCCAGGGAGUCUGCAUCUGAGUCGGGUAUCCUGGUGAGCAAAGCCGUGGAUCUCAUCAUCGAUGAGGUCACGCUCAAACCAGCAGUGGUGGGAGUGAAACUCAAUGUCUCCUUCUGGAUGAAUAGUUUCAUUAAUGCCACACUGAAACUGAAUUGUAAGGAUGAAAUCUGCGGCUGUCUGAGGAAUGACAAGCAUGUAGACUGUGUUUUAUUGGAUGAUGGAGGAUUUCUUAUUAUGUCCAAUCAAGAACUGUACAUUUCCUUGAUCGGUCAGUUCUUUGGUGAAGUGGACCCAGUGCUGAUGAUCAACCUGGUCAACACCUCCCUGUACUCCUUCAACAAGACGUACGACUAUCAGUCUGUCUGCGACCCUGAGAAAGACAACAAGGCGGCAGCAGGGCCCCGCUCCGUCUAUGUGCCUACUAUUGCAGACUUCCUCAGUAUUGGCUGGUGGGCCUCCAGUGCUGCCUGGUCAAUUCUUCAGCAGCUUCUCUUCGGUCUCUUGUUUCCCAACCUUUUACAGGAAGUGGAAUCAGCAGAUGAGGAAAUUCCAGAUGCCAUGUUCAAAGAAAGCUGCAUCACAGAACAGACUCAGUACUUCUUUGACAAUGAUGAAAGAUCCUACUCAGGUGUCCUGGACUGUGGAAACUGUUCCAGGAUGUAUCGAGCUGAGAAGCUUCCCAACACCAACCUCGUGUUUUUGAUCACUGAUGCGAAGGCAACAUGUUUGUCGUGUGACCCCAGGCCACUUCGUCAGGCUGAGCAACCCUUGUUUGCUCAGCUGAAGGUCCAAAUCCAUGUGACUUGGCUCAGAAUCCUCGAUACCGCAAAGGACCAGACGUGUGUUUUGACAACAACGAGGAUGAAGAUGAUUCUGAUUGUGGAGGAGGGACCUGCCUGAGCCCGAGUCUCUGGCCUGUGGUUGCUCUCCAACUACUGCUACUGUGGCUAACAAAAUCUUCACUCUCAUGACCCCCACACAUACUUACAUGGCCACUUAUCCACUGAUGAUCAUCACAUUUCACAGGAGGCCAAAGGACUCCCCAGGCCAUGUGCCAUACAGGAUGUAUGCAGAAUCUUUGCAACACAGAUGACCGGUAUCAGCAUUUUCAUUCUCCAAUGCCAAAGGGUGCUCAUUCAUUUCCUCCUUGUCAUUUUCGAAAAUAGAGACACAUCUAUUGUGCUCAGCUGCACACAUUUCCAUUAUGUACACUUUAAUCCUCUCCUAUGGUGCAAAAGUAAGAGCUAACCAAACCCUUUAAUUCUGCCUCAUUUGUGUCUCUGGUUUCUUAAGCAGAGGGUAAAGAGUUAUCCCACUAUGCCAACUGAAGGUCAUUCAAAGAGUGUAUGUCCACUGACAGCAUUGAUUUGUGUAGUUGUCAGUAUUGUUUGUUGCUUAUUAUAGUUAUUGCACAUGGAUCAUUAUGCUGUAUUGACCAUUUAUUUUUGCAACCAGUGAAAUUAUUGGGGAUUCCCCCUCAGUCUGAGUGUUUUUAAUGUGGAAUACCUAUCUAUCUACUUUUUUUCUUUUGCUAAAUCAACUAGCAUUUUUAGAUGAACUAGGUGUUGUAUUGUAGCAGCAUGUGCUCAGUACAGAGUGUGAGACAACACCAACAUGUUGACACCAAAGCUCCAAAUAGCACCAAGACACAAUGGUAUAGAAAAUGCUGCUGAGAAGGUGCACACUAGUUUUUUUUUAUUUCAAGAUAUUCUUUAGAUGUGGGUGCACAUCAAUACACAAGUUACAGGAUUAGCUUGAUACUGUAGAGAUCAUACGGAAGCUGCUUCUCCCUGAGAGAUAUGUGAUGUUAGAUUGCACCCAGUCAAACAAUCUUUAAGAGGAUAUUACGAUCUAGUAUAUAUCUGUGCUAGGACUCACCAAUUUGGUUGUGUUUCGUUUGAUGCAUCAAAUUCCCAGUGCCUACAUAGUAGCUCAAACAGUCUGGUUUCUAGAUAAAGCAAUGCAUGAGAGUUGUACUUAUCAUGUUUGCCUCUAUGCUAAUGCUUGCUGCAGAAUAACAGAAGGGAGGG